UUAAUACAGCGUUGUGUUGUCAAUAUUGUGCUGAGUUUUAUAAUUAGACACAGUAACCAAUAUGUGAUAUCUUGCGAAAGAAACUCUUAUUUCACGAUCUUCUUCUUUCUACAACUUACACCUUCCUCUUAUAUAUAUAGCUUUCACUCGCAUCCACACGAAUCGCGUGCACAAAUGGAAUUACCGAGCAAGACGGCAAGAUGCAAAUCUUGCGGCUUGCAAACAACAAUGCCUCCGGGAACAUAUCUUACCUGGUGCCCGAUGUGUCGAGCAAUGAUCCGAGCUGAGGAUCCCUUAAGUCACACGCACGAUGCCUUUUCCCGCGCAGCGAGCAAGUUCAAGGAUGUGAUGCACGCGGCAUCGAAUGACAUAAGCAUGAUGGCGUCGAGCAUGAAUACUACUUUUUUGCGGUCGGGGAUGUCAGGUUUCUCGCAACCCCCACAAAUACGUUCUCUGCAGCCGAUCGCCUCGGCCACGGCGGGCGGGCGGAAGCGGGCAGUUCUGUGUGGAGUGAGUUACAACGGGCAGAAGUACAAACUGAAUGGAAGUAUCAAUGAUGUCAAGUGUAUGAAAUACUUUCUCAUCAACAGGCUUGGCUUUGCAAAUGACUCUAUACUUAUGCUCACUGAAGAAGAAGCAGAUCCAAACUUGAUUCCAACAAAGAGUAACAUGAGAAAAGCCUUGCAGUGGCUGGUCCAUGGCUGCCAUUCCGGCGAUUCUCUGGUGUUCCAUUACUCCGGCCACGCCUCGCAGCAGCUCGACUACGACCGCGACGAGGUCGACGGAUACGACGAAGCACUCUGGCCGGUCGAUCACCACUUCACCGGAACCAUAGUAGACGACGAAAUCAAUGAAACCAUCGUAAGAUCUCUGCCUCCCGGUGUCAAACUGCACGCAAUAGUCGAUGCAUGCCACAGCGGGACUAUUCUUGAUCUGCAAUAUGUAUGCCGAAUGAACAGGGACGGGCGCUACGAAUGGGAAAAUCAGGGCUGUUUGGGAACUUAUAAAGGCACCAAUGGCGGGCUCGCCGUAUCUUUUAGCGCCUGCGAUGAUGACCAAAUCGCGGUGGAUACUACGGUGCUUUCGGCAGACAAUGCGGCAACGGGCGCCAUGACGUAUAGUUUUAUCCAAGCGGUUCAAAAUGAGCCCGGAUUAACGUACGGUCGCUUGCUAAAUGCAAUGCGACAAACAAUUCGUGAGGCCCGGACGGGAUGUCCCUUGAAAAAGGUUUUGCACCAAAAGUCAUUACAGGAGCCUCAACUUUCCUCCUCGAAGGAAUUCGAUAUUCAUUCGACGCCAUUUACCCUGUAAGAAUGCAUGUAAUCGCAGAACUCGGAAGUCGUCAUUUUCGACUGUCAAGGUUUUCUUCUAGUGUUGAUGUAAAAGGUUCAGUGCUGAAGAAUAAUGUGAUUUAUGUAUGAAUGUUGAGAAUGAAAUAUCUGUUUUGGUCUUAA
Andrographis paniculata is the source of this 1454-nucleotide messenger RNA. Its product is annotated as metacaspase-1-like. The record is from RefSeq and is a predicted model, not a curated record. The transcript has 5 exons. NCBI's taxonomy places the organism in Eukaryota, Viridiplantae, Streptophyta, Magnoliopsida, Lamiales, Acanthaceae. The coding region runs from base 175 to 1311 and encodes 378 amino acids. Gene Ontology annotation, molecular function: cysteine-type endopeptidase activity. Gene Ontology annotation, biological process: proteolysis.